Molecule: messenger RNA, 5182 nt
Organism: Engraulis encrasicolus (European anchovy)
Lineage: Eukaryota; Metazoa; Chordata; Actinopteri; Clupeiformes; Engraulidae
Gene: ablim1b
Product: actin binding LIM protein 1b
Exons: 24
Coding region: 1232-3325 (697 amino acids)
Biological process (GO): lamellipodium assembly; cilium assembly
Cellular component (GO): stress fiber; actin cytoskeleton
Molecular function (GO): actin filament binding
Source: RefSeq, a predicted model, not a curated record
GUGUUGACUGGCUGCUCCAUUCAAGAGGACGUGCCUUUCCUGUCUUUCCCGGUUUUCUCCUACCUCUAUCUAUCUCUCUCUUUCCUUCUCUCCCUCUCUCCCUUUCUAUCCCCCCACCUUUUCUCUCUCUCUCUCCUUGUUCAUCAUCAUCCUCUGUUCACUGGCUCGCUGUCGUCUCGUCGUAUUCUAUCGGUUCAUUUUUGUUUGUUUUUGUUUGUAUUCUGAUAUUCACUCUGGUGGACUAUUAUAGCGGGAAGAUCAUACCUACCUGCGCCGCAUUCUUAAAACCUCACUCACUCUGAGGCAAACAUACUCCCACACUCACACAGACACACUCACACACCCUGUUGGGAGAGAGACAAGCAAGCAGAGAAGAGUGGAUAAGAGAGAGUGUCAGAGAGAAAGAGAGUCAGAGAGAGAGAGAGAAAGAGAGAGAAGUGGAAAGGAGGAGGGUGGUUGGCUGCGUAGCUUCCCCUGGACUCUCCCCACCUCAUAUCUCCACUCUCCGCCCCAGCCAGCCAGCCUCCGUGUGUGCCUGCCAGCAAGUCCAGCUCCUGGCUCCUCAGCUGCCGGCUAUAGCUGCUCCCUGCUCCAAGAGACUCAACUGUCACCCUCCUCGUCUCUCCACCCAGCCCAGCCCUGCCCUGCCCUGCCUGGCAGCCCUGCCUUGACUUCCUCCCUGCCUGCUGAGUCCCAUCUUCUCAGCUCCCAGCUAGCUGCUCCAAGCUCCAGGAGACUCGACUCAUAUCUACUCUCCACCGAGCCAGCACUGCCUGCCUGCCUGCCUGCCUGCGGAGUACCCUCUCCCAGCUAAAGGAUUCCAGACUCCCCCCUCCCCAUCUCUCCUCCACUCUCCAUCCAGUCUGCCUGCCUGCCAGCUUGCUUUGCCGAGGUCCCUCUCACAGCUUCAGGAGGAGGCUCGAGACUGCCCACCCAACAGCAACACCCACACCCCUCCUCCUCCUCCUCCUCCUCCUCUCUCCACCCUCGUCUGCCUUUUGCUCAAGCUACGCUAGUUGCCGCUGCUACCAGCUGACAGGACACUCCUGUGAGUGAGCUACGGUACAGUACCAGACCGUCGCCACCGGGAGAGCAGAAGCAGAGGCAGCAGCAGUAGCAGCGCUACAGCGGGAACAGGAUACAGGAUACAGCAGGAUACAGGAGCAGCAGCAGGGAGAAGAGAAGGGAUACAGCGGGAAGGAGGGAAAGACAGGAGCAGCAGCCUACUCUGAUGGUCAUGGUGAAGGAGAAAGUGGCCCAUGCUCAGGAACCCCACCACCCCCCAGAGAAGCCCGUCAUCCGGUGCUACAAGUGCGGGGAGCCAUGCAAGGGGGAGGUGCUGCGCGUGCAGGCCAAGCACUUCCACAUCAAGUGCUUCACUUGCAAAGUGUGCGGCUGCGACCUGGCCCAGGGCGGCUUCUUCAUGAAGAACGGCGAGUACCUGUGCACACUGGACUACCAGAGGCUUCACGGCACGCGCUGCAACGGCUGCGGAGACUUCGUGGAGGGAGAGGUGGUCACAGCCCUGGGCAAGACCUACCACCCAGCCUGCUUUGUGUGCACCAUAUGCAAGCGGCCUUUCCCUGCAGGGGACCGGGUCACCUUCAAUGGGAAGGACUGCCUGUGCCAGCGCUGUGUGCAGCCGAUGGCCCCCACGCCCAAAGACAUCAGCACCAGCAGCAACUGUGCGGGCUGCGGUAGGGACAUUAAGAAUGGCCAGGCUCUGCUGGCGCUGGACAGGCAAUGGCACCUGGGCUGCUUCAAGUGCAAAGCCUGUGGGAAGGUGCUCAGCGGAGAGUACAUCAGCAAGGAUGGCGCCCCCUACUGUGAGAAGGACUACCAGAUCCACUUUGGCGUGCAGUGCGAGGCCUGUCGGCAGUACAUCACAGGGAAAGUACUCGAGGCAGGCGAUAAACACUACCACCCCAGCUGUGCACGAUGCAGCCGGUGCAACCAGAUGUUCACGGAGGGGGAGGAGAUGUACCUGCAAGGUUCGACAGUAUGGCAUCCAGACUGCAAGAACAACAGCAGAGCUGAGGACAAGUACAGGGGAAUGCAGCGGUCUCCGGGAAAGCCCACCCCUUUCGAUAUCUUUUACCCCUCGCCCCAGCCCCAGUCCUCGCAUCAGGCCAGUCGACACCCCAAAAGCAGGCCUGAGCUCCUCCCUCCCUCUGUAUCUUCUCUCCACCAAUCAGAAAGGCAGCCCACCCGUUCGUCGUCGGAGAGCAUCUGUUCGCGGCCGGGCUCCAGCAUCCAGGGCUCUCCGGGCCACACCAUCUAUGCAAAAGUAGACAAUGAGAUCAUUGAUUACAGGGACCUAGCGGCCAUCCCCAGGGUGAAGGCAAUUUAUGACAUAGAGCGUCCCGACAUGAUCUCCUAUGAGUCUCUGCACUCCAACUCCUCCACCCUGGACCACAGGCAGGGCAGGCAAAGCCCUGGAGAGCCAAUAAAUCCUGGUGUUGACGACUCACUCAAGGCUCAAGAGACUAACCUGUCUCGGCAGCCCUCUCCAGCGCUCACCUCACCCAGGACGCUGUCUCCCACCCCUUCCGCUGAGGGUUCCUAUGACAUGAGGGAGCGUAUAAUGCAGAGGUCGACCAGUCAGGGUUCAAUCGGCUCGCCAGUCUAUAACCGACAUAGCUACACGCCUACCAUCUCACGUUCGCCCCAGCACUUCCACAGACCAGGAAUGCUGAAACUCUGUUCUUCUUUGCGCUCUGGUACCAAUGACACACGCCCCACUUCCCCCUUUCGACAUCACUUCCUCCCCCAUAACAAAGAAUCUUUCUGCAUAGAUCCAGCUGCCAUGGCAGCCCAAAGCAAGUCCGCCGAUGACAUCAUCAAAUCUGCCAAGUUCCCUGCUGCCCACGCUCCUCAACCCAACGACAUACCAAAGAUCGAGACCGACCACUGGCCCUGUCCUCCUUCCCUGGCCGCCCUAGGGUCGUUGGAAGGACGGAGUCGAUCACGAGACGAGGAAGAAGAAGAGGUGACGAAACGUAGACAGAUGCAGGAGGAACAUCUCAGCAAGAUCCAGUCCGGGUUGGGCAAAUUAAUCAUGAAGGAAGAGAUGGAACGCGAGAUGAACCGGGAGAGAUACAGCUACACCACGCCACGCUACAACCAACAGUUCACCAACUGCAAUCCAGACCCCAGCUCCCCAACUACCAAGACCUCGUCACUGCCUGCAUACGGACGCAACGGUUAUCGACCUCAGUCCACGGAGCUUACUCAAUACAACAGCUAUGGCGAUGUGUGUGGAGGCGUGAGAGAUUUUAAGGUACGUGAGCUCCAUCCUACCCCUAUUUCUCCAUGCCUCCCCUAGACCAGUGAUGACAACCUGGAUUCAGAAGUUAGAAUCUAGUGCCACAUAUUCUAAAUGACCGGUUUCAAUUAGGCAUUCACAUCGUUGAAUUUGGCAUGUCAGGUCGGGGACAUGUUUACCUCAGGAUCCGCGUGCAAACGCAUUGUCUUGCGAAUUUUGUGUCAAUUUUGCGUGCAGUAGAGCACCAGACACAAUGUAUGCAAAUGUGUGCGUACGGUGCAAUAUUGGCAGAACCGCGAGAAACGACCUCUUGAACUUCCACAUUGAGGUUACAGUAGUGUCAAACAUGAUGGAAAAUAUUGCAUAAUGAGAGUCCCGUUGGCCAUCUGCCCCCUACAUGAUACCUCCAGUAUCAAUGUGCUCUGAUCGUUCUGAUCGUGCACUCAGUCCGACGCGGUUGCGUAAGUAAAUUAAGUCAUACAGCAGGCAUGACCCCGGCCUAAAACCAGGUCAUUUGGAAUACCGUAGCACCAUCUCAAUGUCAAGUGUUCUAGCCUUGCUAGGAAAUGAAACGCCUGGUGAUUGGAUACUCGGCAGAGUUCACCAAAGAGUAUCCAAUGACUGGGCAUUAUACGUCUUAUCAAGGCUAGAACACUGGGCAUUGAGAAAGGGCCCGUAUGUGUCUCUGGAUUGGAACUCCUUAAUCCAGGUGCCUUUCACUGGCCUUGACCCAUGCAGAGCAUGUCACUGUGGUGCCCACUACAUAUCCUGCUUCCCCAUGGGCAAUGGAGCAGAGCAGUGUAUGUCUCUCUCACCACCUCAUUAUGUGCUGCUGCUCAGGUCUUGUGUCUUGUGCGUGCUCAUCGUUACCCCUACUGGCAGGUCAUGGAUCUGCAGCCUGGGUGUCUCUUGUUCCGUUUCAAAGAGGCCACUUAAGUUUACUGUAAUUGACACUGUCAUUUCGUAAUGCCAGAAAAUAUAUAUACUGUAUACAGGUAGCAAUAUAAGGGACGUACGUAUACCUGAUGAACUGUCAGAAAAUAUGAACAUUGAAAGGUACAAUUAGCUGUCAAGUUGUUUUAAAUAUCGGAUGUUGUUUUUCUGUACUUGGAAGGUGUCCUAAGAGAUACCAGACUACCAGCAAAUCAUUUUAAUACUACAUACGACUGCGAUGUUCCACUGUGGUAAAACUUUGGGACACAAGCAAGAGGUUCUUUUUUAAGCAACAAUCCACAAAAGCACCAUAAGAAUUCAUGUACAUAACUUCACAAUGCAGUUCAAUUACCUUGAGUGAUUUGUGCGUUUUAAUUUGAAAAAUUAAAAUUUAAUUUUAAUUCAUACCUGUAGAUAGGUAUGUAUGUUAGCAAUUGGUGUUUCAAAAUUACUGAUAUUAGUUUGGGGUGAAGUGCUGGAUCUACCUCAACGAGAAGGGGUAACUAACGCCUGGCCUUGGUAGCCUGUACUUGUGUCCCAGUUGGAAUGGUUUGGUGUGGGGACUGGGGUAGAGUGCAUAGUCAAGGUGGGUGUGGUGCCUGACAAACACUACCAACAAUGAAAAAAAACAUGGCCAUGUACACAUAAACAGGAACUCACUCCUCUGAGCAUCAACAUCAAGGUUCUAUAAAAACAUUCUGAAGCCCUACUUCGCUGAGCAACUAUAACAUCUCAUACCUCAGAACUCUAAUCAUUAGAGCAUAGGCGAUGUGCAGAAUAUUUAUGGACAUUGUUCCACAAAGGAAACUGAUGCCACAUCAUCCGUUGUGUUUUGCCUCUUUAUUUUAAUCAUUUCUGUCUUACUCUCAGACAGCCAGGCUUAUAAAGUCUUCAUUAUUUACUGUAACUUUUGAGUUACACGGACAGAUAAAGUAAAUCACAUUCAACACUGGGUCAGCCCAGGCAACACAAAUCAGAGAGAGA